This is a messenger RNA of Coregonus clupeaformis (lake whitefish), 2942 nucleotides long. Its product is annotated as ecto-NOX disulfide-thiol exchanger 2. Gene Ontology annotation, cellular component: external side of plasma membrane; plasma membrane. The record is from RefSeq and is a predicted model, not a curated record. The coding region runs from base 281 to 2392 and encodes 703 amino acids. Gene Ontology annotation, molecular function: RNA binding; protein-disulfide reductase activity. Gene Ontology annotation, biological process: ultradian rhythm. The transcript has 18 exons. Lineage: Eukaryota; Metazoa; Chordata; Actinopteri; Salmoniformes; Salmonidae.
CAGCUGACACACUGGACAGGACCGUUGCUUGCAUCAAAGAUAGUUAACUCUGUGCCGCUUGCAUCGUGCUAUACCUUAGUGGCGUGCAAAGCUAUUAGCUAGUAACAGAGAAAAGAAGAAAGAUCCGGGAAAGGGGUGUCGUCUGAAAGCUGGAAACUGUGAAAGGAACAACUGAACGUCACCUCAGAGAGUGUUGUACAUCCAAGUGGGUAUUUUGUGAGGGGAAUCGCUGAGAGACCAGAGGGGCUGAGAUCAGAGGCAGCGCCACCACAACGCCAUAAUGUACAAGGACUACAGAUCAGGACGAGCAGCAGGACUGAACCCGCUGUCCUUUGACCCGUCCUCCAACAACGAACCCCUGCAGUUCAGCAACUCCAACGGUCCGCUGGUGUCAGACUGUCCCCUGGAGAACGGAGCUGAGAACAGCAUUAAGAGGAAGAGACCCAGCCUGCCUCCAGAAGGGAUUCGUAACAUGUCAAUGGACUCCAGCCCCAUGCCGAUGCCCAUGUCAGACCCCAACGCCUGGGCCACAGCCAUGAACAACCUUGGCAUGGCUCCCAUGAGCAUGACGGGACAGCCCCUUAUGUCAGAUUUUGACUCAGGCCUUGGCAUGAUGCCAGGCAUGAACCCCAUGAUGCCAGGCCUUGGUUACGUGCCCCCACCUCCCCUGCCCCAUGAUCUGCCCAUCGUCAAGGAAAUCAUUCACUACCAGAGCUGCACCCUCUUCCCCCCAAACCCAAACCUUCCCUUUCCGGCCAUGAGGGAGCGCCCUCCCGGCUGUAAGACUGUGUUUGUGGGCGGUCUGCCAGAGAACGCCACCGAGGCGCUCAUCGUGGAGGUAUUCGGCCAGUUGGGUGAGAUCAUCGCCAUCCGCAAGAGCAAGAAGAACUUUUGCCACAUCCGAUUUGCAGAAGAGUUCACUGUGGACAGAGCCCUCUUCCUGUCUGGCUACCGUAUGCGUCUGGGCUCCAGUACAGACAAGAAGGACACGGGGCGGCUCCAUGUGGACUUUGCCCAGGCCAGAGAUGACCUGUAUGAGUGGGAGUGUCGUCAGCGCAUGUAUGCCAGAGAGGAGAGACACCGCAGGCGGAUGGAGGAGGACCGUUUCAGACCCCCCUCCCCUCCACCCAUCGUCCAUUACUCAGACCACGAGUGUAGCCAGCUGGGGGACAAGAUCAAAGAUGAGGCAGAGUUUGCGGAGGCGGUGCACGUGCUGCUGACCUGGGUGGAACGCGGUGAGGUGAACCGUCGUAACGCCAACAACUUCUACUCCAUGAUCCAGUCGUCCAACAGCCACAUCCGCCAGCUGAUGAGUCAGAAGGCCGCCCACGAGAAGGAGUUGGAGGCGGCCAAGGACAAGUUCAAGACCGCCCUGUCUGGCAUCCUGGCACAAUUUGAGCAGAUUGUGUCUGUAUUCCACGCUGCUUCCAAACAAAAGGCAUGGGACCAUUUCUCCAAAGCUCAACGCAAGAACCUGGACGUGUGGCGCAAGCAAGCAGAGGAGAUCAGAAACAUGCAGAAUGAAGAGCUGAUGGGGAUCAGACGAGAGGAGGAGAUGGAGAUGUCUGACGAUGACAUGGAGGAUACACACGAUCCUGACGACUCAGGCCCUGUGGCCCAGGUGGAGGCCCUAAAGGAAGAGAAUGACUCUCUGCGCUGUCAGCUGGAUGCCUACAGGAACGAGGUGGAGCUACUGAAGCAGGAGCAGGGCAAGAACCAAGAACACACACCUCCACAACACAGUGAAGAGGACACCAUCAGGCAGCAACAACUAACCUUUCUACAACAGGCACUACAGGGAAUGCAGAAGCAACUGCUGAAGAUGUGUGAAGAAAUGAAACAGAGGGAGGCGGAGCUGGAGAAGAGUGUGGAGGACAAACAGCAGCUUGAGAGCCAAGUACAGAGUCUCAAGGAAGGACUGGAGAGUCUGAAGAAAACACGCACACCACAGCUGGAGACAUCACCGCGAGAUGACAGAGGGAGCGAGGAGAGUGCUGAUCAAGUCAAUCUGGAGACAUCACCGCGAGAUGACAGAGGGAGCGAGGAGAGUGCUGAUCAAGUCAAUGAGGCGACAGCGUUAGAAGUGGUUUCCUGCAGUCAGGAGAAGGAGAGUCUGCCCCCAGAGAAGAUUCCCUCCAGUCCUGUUUACUCUGAGAGAGAGGCCUUGCUAGUUGGGAUCAUCUCUACGUUCCUCCAUGUCCACCCGUUUGGAGCCAGCAUCGAGUACAUCUGCUCUUAUCUACAGCAGCUGGACUCCAAGAUAAACACCGGACAGGUGGGGGCUCUACUGGGUCGGCUGCCCUGUACCUUCAGACAGGAGCUGACAGGGGUGGGCGCCAGCCUGGAGAAACGCUGGAAGUUCUGUGGUUUCGAGGGCAUCAAGACCACAUAGAGCAUUACAGAGACACGGAUGACAUCACAGGGACACAGAAGAAACAGCAUUUAGAUCUCACAGUCCUAUGAGGAUAUUGUUUUAUGGGGACCGGCACUGGUCCCUUGGCUGUUGCUAACCAGUCCCUGUGAGGGUUAACUGAUCUUGAUUUAGUCAGUUCUUAAGUGCUAGUUAUAAUGUAAACAGUUUGCUGGUCCCUGUCACAAAUAAGGUUGAGAAACACUGGCAUAGAACUCUGACUGUAUUAUGAGGACACAGAAGUAACAACAUAGAACUCAGACUGUACUUCACAUGGGCAGGCCGGACCGUUCUCAGAACCUCUAAUUGGUUAACUCUGCUGUCACUCAACCAGGACUAAUACCCAGGGAGGUUAUCAGGGUCUGCUGAACAUUUUCAACCUCCAACCCCUCUGGCCUCUCACUCUCUUUUCUUUCCUUGUUUGUACAAUUCUGAGUAAAAAUGGAUAUAUUUCUUCAUUUUCUGUAAAGGCUGUUAAAGGGAUACUUCUGGAUUUUGGCAAUGAAGCCCUUGAUCUACUUCCCCAGAGUCA